AUGAGUUUACCCUACCAGUUGUUUUUUGACAAUUUGUUUACAAGUCCAGCACUGAUGAAACAUCUGAAAGAUAGAGGUUAUGGUUCUACAGGAACUGUCCGAAUCAACAGAUUGCCAAAAGACUGCCCUCUUUCAUCAAAAAAAGAUAUGCAAAAUGAAUCUCGAGGAAGCUUUCAAUGUAAAAUAGAAAAAGAAGAUGGCAUAUUUGUCGCUCGCUGGAAAGACAAUAGUGUUGUUACAGUCGCAUCGACAUCAUAUGGUAUUGAGCCUAUUGCUAGUGUGAAGCGCUUCUCUCAGUCAGAAAAGAAAUAUCUCCACAUUCAACAACCCUUUGUGAUAAAACAGUAUAAUCACCACAUGGGAGGGACGGACCUUAUGGAUGAGGACAUAAGCACCCACAGAAUUGGGAUCAGGGGAAAGAAGUGGUGGUGGCCUUUGUUUACAUGGCUUAUAGAUCUGGGCACCACUAAUGCUUGGCGACUUCUCAGAUUGUCAGGGAACAAAAUGACAAAACUGACAUUUAGAAGAGAAAUAGUUCAAUGCUACUUAACAAGGUACAAGACUCCUCCAGCUCUUCCCGGCCCAAAAAUUCUACCAAAGGCUUCACUAAAUGAGAAUUAUAUGAAUGGAGCAGUGGAAGAAACAACCAGCGAAUUGUUGUACAACGCCCACUUGAGCGACAAUACCGGCUCAUUAAUAUCUCUGCGUUCCCAGGAAAGAUGA
Homalodisca vitripennis (glassy-winged sharpshooter) is the source of this 723-nucleotide messenger RNA. Its product is annotated as piggyBac transposable element-derived protein 3-like. The record is from RefSeq and is a predicted model, not a curated record. Gene Ontology annotation, molecular function: sequence-specific DNA binding. The coding region runs from base 1 to 723 and encodes 240 amino acids. Lineage: Eukaryota; Metazoa; Arthropoda; Insecta; Hemiptera; Cicadellidae. The transcript has 2 exons.